AUGACGGCGGUGGCGGCGCGGCGGCCGGGAGCCGGCGGCGGGGGCGGGGGCGGGGGCGCGAGGCCCGAGCCAAUGCGCUCGCCUCACGUCAGAGAGCGCUCUCGCAUUGGUCCUGGCGCGAUCACGCACGUAACCGCGGCCGCGCGAACGGCCGCCGGCGCGCCGGCUGCGCGGCGAAGCAGUGGUCGACAGCGCGCGCGCGGUCGCGUGCGGCGCGAAGGAGCGCGAGCGGGUUACGCACCGCGGGUGACCCGGCGCCGCCUGUGCGCGCCCUACGUCCGAAACGCGCGUGCGGCCAUUCGGCCCGGUGUAUUCUGGGUGCAUUCUCUGGAAAGCAAACUUCCAGUCAAGAAUUUUCUUACUACGUCUGUCUGGUGUGUAAACAAAUUGCACGGAGACAAACAUUGGUUCAAUCAGAGAAUUGAAUUACAUUGCACUAAUUCGCGGAUUAUUACGUUCUGAAUAAGAAAC
Messenger RNA from Gryllus bimaculatus (two-spotted cricket), 471 nucleotides. The record is from the annotation of a GenBank genome assembly. NCBI's taxonomy places the organism in Eukaryota, Metazoa, Arthropoda, Insecta, Orthoptera, Gryllidae.